Molecule: messenger RNA, 663 nt
Organism: Paramecium tetraurelia
Lineage: Eukaryota; Ciliophora; Oligohymenophorea; Peniculida; Parameciidae
Exons: 1
Source: RefSeq, a predicted model, not a curated record
AUGUACGAAAAUGAUAAUACAGAUACUGCAGACAGUCAUUAUAAAGUAAAUAAUGAAUAAAUAAAGAAUGAGGAAUUGAUAGAAGAGUUACAAAAGUAUUGGCGAUUAGUGAUAAAUCAUAUGGGAUAGGACUACUAGCAUCUAUUAAAAUUGUCGAGCGAUUCUGAUGCACUAGAAUUAGUUUAAUCACUGAUGAUUUUGGAAGAUAUACGAUAUAAUGAUUAGAAAGUUCCAUAAAAUCAUGAUUUGGAAAACGAAAUAAUGCAAUUUAGACAAUAAAUUACAAACCAAAAAAAUGAAUUGGAAUCUAAAACUAAACUCAUAAAUGAGUUAUUAUAAAAGCAAACUCAAUUACAUGAGUAAAAUUAAGAAAUGCUCUUGUAGUUGAUAAAAAAAGAAGAAGAAAAUUCCAGUAAAAUAGCUCAACUUCAAAAAGAAAUAAAAAGCAAUAACAGAAUAUAGCAUAGGAUUCCAUCACAAUUAUCAUCUGCUCGUCUACCCAAUUAACAGUAUAGUUAAUCACUGAAAAGUUCUCCAUAGCCAAGAGAAUUCAGAUAACUAAGCAAUUAUUACUCAACUAAGUUAAGUAAGUUAAUAAAAGUUUCGGGAACUCAUAAUAAUAACAAUACAAUCAAAAAUAAUAGCAAUAUCGUUUAUUAGUGA